AUGGAGCAAGCUGCAACUGAGGUUGAGGUUGAAGAAGCUGGGGUCCUCCAAGUUCCAGAUCAAGCUCUAUCGACAGAGGAAACUGCCUCUACUCCUGUUCCUCGGGUUGUUCAUGUCCCUCAGCCCGAGGUUGCUCUUGCUUCUACCGAUGACGCCCCUGCCCUUACCGAAACUGUUCUUGCCCCACAAGGCGAAGCCUCCUACUCCCCGUG
Ilex paraguariensis (yerba mate) is the source of this 212-nucleotide messenger RNA. NCBI's taxonomy places the organism in Eukaryota, Viridiplantae, Streptophyta, Magnoliopsida, Aquifoliales, Aquifoliaceae. The record is from the annotation of a GenBank genome assembly.